Rhineura floridana is the source of this 598-nucleotide messenger RNA. Its product is annotated as porwaprin-c-like. The transcript has 3 exons. Gene Ontology annotation, molecular function: peptidase inhibitor activity. The coding region runs from base 252 to 488 and encodes 78 amino acids. Gene Ontology annotation, cellular component: extracellular region. The record is from RefSeq and is a predicted model, not a curated record. Lineage: Eukaryota; Metazoa; Chordata; Lepidosauria; Squamata; Rhineuridae.
AUGUCUGUUGGCAGAGGCUGGUGUUAAGUAAUCACCUUUCCUCUUUCUGCUUUGUGGUUGCUGAGAACACCUUUCACAAACUUGACAGUUGCUUUUUCCUUGCCAAAUCAACCUGUGAUUAAACAAAUUGGCAGUUGUGGCUGGGACUAGGGUUACAUCCAGGUACUCUUUGCCCCAUCUGAUUUCUCCACAACAAAGGUAUUAAAAGACUUGCUUCCCAUAAAGCCCCCAAUCCAUCUUCUAAGGCUGCCAUGAAGACUCUCAGCAGCUUGCUUCUUCUGGGCAUCCUAAUCCUUUGGGCAGAGCUGCCCCCUGCAGUUUUGGAAGAGAAGUCAGUGCGACCUGGAAACUGUCCUUAUGACCCUGUUAGAUGCAAAGGGCCUGAGCCAAAUGAGUGUGAAAGAGACAUUGACUGCCCCAUAUCAAAGAAAUGUUGUCAAUACUUUUGUGCUCUGCGUUGUGUGGAUCCUGUAAAAAGCGGAAAGUGAUUUCCUGAUGUGCCGAUGAGCAAACUACACUUUGAAGAACAAUCCACUCACCUCCUAUAGCUUGGUGCAGAGAUUCAGGCAUAUUUCUAAAUACAAUUGUUUAUGCAAAA